UUCUUACAAUUUUCUAAGAAGACCGCGGACGAUACGUGUCAAUUCGAAGUCUAACGUUAAAGUUGAACAGAAGAAAAUAUCUGUGAGUUAUAAUUAUCCUGAUCGAUAAUUAAUUUGUCGAGAAGAAAGAAGAAAGAUUUUACAUCUGUGAUUAAUUGUGAAUCCUAGACAAAUUCAUUUACUGUCAUAUUUAUUGUGAUUAAAAGCCGAAUUUGACAUCUAUCAAAAUGCCGGCUGAAGUUACAAUGAUGGAUUCCAACGAAGUCGAAACUUUCGUCUUUCAAGCUGAAAUUGCUCAAUUAAUGAGCUUGAUCAUCAAUACAUUUUAUUCAAAUAAAGAGAUUUUUAUUCGAGAAUUAAUUUCCAACGCAUCCGACGCUUUGGACAAAAUUCGUUAUGAAUCUCUUACGGACCCAACAAAGUUAGAAUCAUGCAAGGAAUUAUUUAUUAAGAUCGUUCCCAACAAAAAUGAUCAUACACUUACUAUCAUUGACUCAGGUUGUGGAAUGACCAAAGCUGAUCUCGUCAAUAAUUUGGGUACUAUUGCAAAAUCUGGUACUAAAGCCUUUAUGGAAGCUUUGCAAGCUGGUGCUGAUAUUUCUAUGAUUGGUCAAUUUGGUGUUGGUUUCUAUUCUGCUUACUUAGUAGCAGAUAAAGUUACAGUAAUAUCAAAACAUAACGAUGAUGAACAAUAUUUAUGGGAAUCAUCUGCCGGUGGUUCUUUCAUAGUUCGUCCUGACAAUGGUGAACGUAUUGGAAGAGGUACUAAAAUAAUUUUGCAUAUUAAAGAAGAUCAAACUGAAUAUUUGGAGGAAGAUAAAAUCAAAGAAAUUGUUAAAAAACAUUCGCAAUUUAUUGGUUACCCAAUAAGAUUACUCGUCGAGAAAGAAAGGGAUAAAGAAUUAAGUGAAGAUGAGGAUGAUGAUGAUGAACCAUCGAAAGAAAUGGAAGUUGAUGAUGAAAAACCGAAAAUUGAAGAUGUCGGUGAAGACGAUGAAGAAGAAAAGUCUACCUCUGAAAAGAAAAAGAAGAAAAAGGUCAUCAAAGAAAAAUAUACUGAAGAUGAAGAACUUAAUAAGACCAAACCAAUUUGGACCAGAAAUCCAGAUGAUAUUACACAAGAAGAGUAUGGUGAAUUUUACAAGAGCUUGACAAAUGAUUGGGAAGAUCAUUUGGCUGUUAAACAUUUCUCAGUUGAAGGUCAAUUAGAAUUCAGAGCUUUGCUUUUCAUACCAAGAAGAGCACCAUUUGAUCUUUUUGAAAACAAAAAGAAGAAAAAUAAUAUUAAAUUAUACGUUAGGAGAGUCUUCAUCAUGGAAAAUUGCGAAGAUAUUAUUCCAGAAUAUCUUAACUUUGUUAAAGGUGUGGUUGAUAGCGAAGAUCUUCCAUUAAAUAUCUCUCGUGAAAUGUUACAGCAAAAUAAGAUUCUCAAAGUUAUCAGAAAGAAUCUUGUAAAGAAAGCUUUAGAAUUAUUUGAAGAAUUAUCCGAAGAUAAAGAUAAUUACAAAAAAUGUUACGAACAAUUCAGUAAAAAUUUGAAAUUGGGUAUUCACGAAGAUAGUCAAAAUAGGAAAAAGCUUUCUGAAUUAUUGCGAUACAAUACAUCCGCUUCGGGUGAUGAAAUGUGUUCGCUUAAAGAUUACGUUGGUCGUAUGAAAGAAAAUCAAAAACAUAUUUACUACAUCACAGGAGAAAGCAAAGAACAAGUAGCCAAUAGUUCAUUUGUUGAACUUGUUAAGAAACGUGGUUUUGAAGUUGUUUAUAUGACAGAGCCCAUUGAUGAAUAUGUUGUUCAACAAUUGAAAGAAUUUGAUGGCAAACAAUUGGUCUCUGUUACUAAAGAAGGUUUAGAACUUCCAGAAGAUGAAGAAGAAAAGAAGAAAAGAGAGGAAGACAAAGCUAAAUUUGAAAAUCUUUGCAAAAUUAUGAAAGAUAUUCUUGACUCAAAAGUAGAAAAAGUAGUCAUCUCUAACAGACUUGUUGACUCUCCAUGUUGUAUUGUUACAUCCCAAUAUGGAUGGACAGCCAAUAUGGAAAGAAUAAUGAAAGCUCAAGCUCUUCGUGAUACAUCUACCAUGGGAUAUAUGGCUGCCAAGAAACAUUUAGAAAUCAAUCCUGAUCAUCCUAUUAUGGAAAUUCUAAGACAGAAAGUAGAAACUGAUAAACAUGACAAAUCUGUUAAAGAUUUGGUAAAACUCUUAUUUGAAACUGCUCUUCUUUCUUCUGGAUUUGCUCUUGAAGAUCCACAAGUACACGCAUCGAGGAUAUACAGAAUGAUCAAAUUGGGUCUUGGUUUUGAAGACACUGAAACGUUUAAUGAAGAGGAAGAAAAAAUGGACACUGAUCUUCCUACUCUUGAAGGAGAUGCAGAAGAAACUUCGAGAAUGGAAGAAGUAGAUUAAUACUUUAAUCUGAUUUGUCAGAAGCGUUAAUUCCAAAGACUUUUAGGAUUUAGUAAAAAAAAAAAGACUGGUUUGAAGACUAAUUGUGUAACGAUAGUAGUAUUUCUUUACUUUUUCUAUUUUUUUUAUUUUUGGUUACUUCUUUUGCCUUAUUCAAAAGGUCUUAUUAUGCGAGACAGAAUGAAGUUGUCAUGCUUAGUUUUAUUUUUUUUUUAUCUUCGAAGCAUGUUAUUUAGUAUGAAAGAGAUACGAGCGGAGAGUGUGUUAAAAGGGUGUAAAAGAAUUAUGUUUGCAUGUUUGUACGAACAAAGUUGUAUUAUUCGUGCGUCUCACUUAAUUCUAAUUGAUAGUUAAUUUUUUACUUCUAAAGAAAAAAAAAAGAUUCCUAUAUUUUCUAAGUGAAAAGAUUAUUGAUCUGUUAUUUUUAUAUUUUUUUUUUAUCUUUCAAUAUUCUCUCCAUUAUUUUUUACUUUAGUCAUUCCGUGCUUAACAUCACAUAGAUUGAAUAUUUAA
Polistes dominula (European paper wasp) is the source of this 2915-nucleotide messenger RNA. It is a transcript of the gene Hsp90, whose product is annotated as heat shock protein 90. The record is from RefSeq and is a predicted model, not a curated record. Gene Ontology annotation, molecular function: ATP-dependent protein folding chaperone; ATP binding; ATP hydrolysis activity. NCBI's taxonomy places the organism in Eukaryota, Metazoa, Arthropoda, Insecta, Hymenoptera, Vespidae. Gene Ontology annotation, biological process: protein folding.